GAGACGUGGAAAGGGUGUGUGUAGCGAUAUCACAUUUGAAUGGAAGCGCAAUAAAGUAGAGGGUUCUUUUGUAUAAAGAGGCUGCUUGGUCGAUCUCGGGACAUUACUGGACAUCAACUACUGACACCCAAGCCCCUCUUCAGAUCUAGGAAACAAUAUGCUGGAAUCCUUCAGCCUCGAGGAGGCCCGAUGGUCUUUGAUGCUGGUUUUCCCAGUCGCGGCGCUCUGUUCUGUAAGCCAGACCUUUGUAUCCUGUUACAAAAUCCCAUGAGCAUAUCUAGAUGAACCGGAACUCACCCCUCACUCAGUUCCUCGCAUACUUCAUAGGAUUCGCCAUCUACCAGCUCUACCUCAACCCCUUACGCAAAUUCCCCGGCCCAAAACUAUGGUCAAUCUCCUCCAUCCCCUAUGUCCGCGAAUUCAUUGCCGGCACCUGCCACCUCAAAAUCCUUCAACUCCACCAAAAGUACGGCCCCAUCGUGCGGGUAGGCCCCAACCACCUCUCCGUCAAUCACCCGGACGGCAUGGCAGAGCUUCGGGGCCACCGCAAGAGCUACACCGGCGAGAACGGCAAAGACCCCGUCAACGCCCUGCCGAAUCGCGACAACAUCAUCGGCUCCGACCGCGGGGACCACAGCCGUUUCCGGAGGGCGCUGGCGCACGGUUUCUCGGCGCAGUCUAUGCUCGCGCAGCAGCCCAUUAUCAAGGGGUACGUCGAUACGCUCUUUGAGAAGCUGCGGGAGGCAUCGCGGGGUGGCGACCAGACGGUGGAUGUGGAGAAGUGGUUCAACUUUACCACGUUUGACGUUAUUGGUGAUUUGGCGUUUGGGGAGCCCUUUGGGUGUCUUGAGGAUAGCACGUAUCACCCUUGGGUCGACCUCAUCUUCAAAAGUAUCAAGAACAUGGCCAUGUUGACGAGUUUCCGGCGUCUGCCCUGGCUGAAGCCGCUUCUCAUGUUGACGCUUCCCAGGGAGCUGAUGGGGAAGUAUGCUCAGAACCGGGAGCUGUCGAGGGAGAAAUUGCGGAAGAGGUUGGAGCUUGGGAAGAGCCGACCCGAUUUCGUGGAUGCAAUGAUCAGGAAGUCAGAAUCAGCAGGGCAGGCCAUGUCGUUCGAAGAGAUGACCUCCAACGCCAUGGUCCUCAUCAUCGCCGGCUCCGAAACGACAGCCACGCUGCUGACUGCGGCAACGUACUUCCUCGCCACCAACCCGCACGUGUUGGACAAGCUCAACGACGAGGUCCGGUCGGCGUUCACGACGGAGAACGAGAUCGAUAUGCUCAGCGUGCAAAACCUGCCGUACCUCCUGGCCGUCUUGGACGAGAGCCUGCGAAUGUUCCCGCCGGUGCCUGGUCCCAGCCCGCGGGCCAUUGGCGAAGGGGGCGAUACAAUUCUGGGCGAGUUUAUUCCGAAAGAUGUAGGUCUCUUCCCGUGGUGUCUUAUUCGUGGUGUCAUGGGAGGUUGUGUGUGUGCUGACUUUGGAAAUCAUGCGUUCUAGACUGUAGUGGACACCUGGCAUUGGUCAGUCUACCAUAACCCCAACCACUUUGCUCUGCCAGAGGAAUUCAUUCCGGAGCGAUUCUUGGGGGACCCGCGGUUUGCAAAUGAUGCCAAGCAGGCUCUGCAACCGUUUUCCAUCGGUCCUCGCAACUGUAUUGGGAAGAAGUGAGUAACUCCAAGACAUACUUCAUGGGCCAGAAGAUGGAGUCGAUACCGUUGGAGAUCCCCGCUGACAGAUGAUUCUGCAGUCUUGCCUAUGCCGAGAUGAGGUUGAUUCUAGCUAGGCUGAUCUGGAACUUUGAUAUCCACCCAGCUGCGGAGACAGCGAACUGGUACGCCGAGACAAAGGUCUACAUUCUAUGGGAGAAAGGAGGCCUGGAUGUCCAUCUGACACCUCGGGUCUUGAAAGCUGAUUGAGAGGCGUCCGACAUCGUGGCCAUGCGUCCUGACAGUGCGAUGGAAGGCCUACGUGCAGUAAAAUUCUUAGCCUUGACUACAUCCAUGAAGUUGGAAAGUGUGGCGGAAGGAAAAGCAAGGGAUAGAGAAGCUUCAACAUGUGCCAUCACAAGCUGGCUGGCCAUCCACUGGGCUUGCGCAAGUUUUACUGAGAUCAAAUCCGAUUGUCACUUUUGUAGACGGGAUUGAAGUAGAUCCUGACAAAGCAGCCUAUAUCUCCCGUAUUCUCAUUCAUGUAGCGAUAAAGAGAGAAGCAACCAGCAGCUCAAGGCAGCACCUCA
Molecule: messenger RNA, 2235 nt
Organism: Colletotrichum scovillei
Lineage: Eukaryota; Fungi; Ascomycota; Sordariomycetes; Glomerellales; Glomerellaceae
Product: cytochrome P450
Exons: 2
Coding region: 282-1496 (404 amino acids)
Molecular function (GO): oxidoreductase activity, acting on paired donors, with incorporation or reduction of molecular oxygen; iron ion binding; monooxygenase activity
Source: RefSeq, a predicted model, not a curated record